Triticum dicoccoides is the source of this 887-nucleotide messenger RNA. RefSeq lists its product as uncharacterized. The coding region runs from base 326 to 676 and encodes 116 amino acids. The record is from RefSeq and is a predicted model, not a curated record. NCBI's taxonomy places the organism in Eukaryota, Viridiplantae, Streptophyta, Magnoliopsida, Poales, Poaceae. The transcript has 4 exons.
GUAGUCUGAUUGCCUUGAGUUAGUGCAAAUACUGAAAUCUGGAGCCCUCACUCGGCGAUACUAGCUGAUUGCUUUCUGUUAGCGCAUAACAUUCCGGGGAUCAAUUUCAAACACUGUCCAAGAGAAGCCCAUUUUCUUGCUAGGAGAUGCUAUGAUUCUAAAAUUUGUGAGGACUGGGUAGAUGUAACGCCUGCUUUUCUUUUACCUCUUGUACUCCAUGAUGUUACUUUACCCCAAAUUGAAUAAAUUGCCAUGAGGCUUUACCAUCAAAAAUAAAAUAAAAUACACAGAUGGAUGGGGAUUCAUCAUUUACCCACACAGACGGAUGGGGAUUGGCUUCGCCAGACGUCCCAAGAUCCAUUAUCCUUGGGUAGUCUUGGGCCCUCAAAGUCAAGUAGUUGUGGAGGAAACUGCACCCAGCUUCACAUUGUUGACCAGUGGCUUUGAAUUCCAGGCUGGAAGUACCGAUGAUACGGAUUCCAGCACUCCACAUCCUGAAGGUUCUCAGCAGCCUGUUCCUGAAAACCCCGCCAUUUCGUCCUGCUGGAAAAGGAAAACUGAAGGCGGUACCUUCCUUGAAGAUGUGAAGGAACACAUCAACGAGUUCAUCCGAGCUUCCAUGGAUGAGCGCAAGGCCUGCUUCAAGAAGACUCUUCAGAAGAUGUUUGGGAUAUGAAACGUUGUUGUGGAGCGGUCCGCCGCAGCAAAAGGAAGCUGAAGUUUAAAGCACUUUGCCUCUUUAGACGAGUGUGCACCAGUAGAAGUAUCAAGACGCUUCUUGUAUCCGGACUUUUUUUUUUCAACUGUUGUUAUACAUUUCGUGUAGGAAGGCUUGAAGUACAACCUGAGGCUGGAUUAGAGCAUCUUCAACAGAGCAGAAAUUUUGA